Messenger RNA from Crotalus tigris (Tiger rattlesnake), 3938 nucleotides. It is a transcript of the gene H6PD, whose product is annotated as hexose-6-phosphate dehydrogenase/glucose 1-dehydrogenase. The transcript has 5 exons. The record is from RefSeq and is a predicted model, not a curated record. Gene Ontology annotation, biological process: pentose-phosphate shunt, oxidative branch; pentose-phosphate shunt; glucose metabolic process. Gene Ontology annotation, cellular component: endoplasmic reticulum. Bases 130 to 2505 code for a protein of 791 amino acids. Gene Ontology annotation, molecular function: NADP binding; 6-phosphogluconolactonase activity; glucose-6-phosphate dehydrogenase activity. Lineage: Eukaryota; Metazoa; Chordata; Lepidosauria; Squamata; Viperidae.
GGGAAGAGGAGGCGGAGCUGCCCGGCCAAGAGAAGGCGAGGAAGAAAUCUCCGCGUUGGCGCCGUCGCCCGUUUCCCGGAUUCCGCCUUGCGCUUCUCCAACGCCGCCCGUGGGAGGGAGAGCUUAACGAUGCUUUUUAAAGGGACCCUGGCCGUCAUCUUGUUCUGGGGGGUUUUCCCCACCGAAAGCAGAGAAUCUCGGGGCCACGUGUCGGUCAUUCUCCUGGGGGCCACGGGGGAUCUGGCCAAAAAAUACCUGUGGCAAAGCUUGUUCCAGCUUUACCUGGACGAAGUGAGCAAUGGGCACACUUUCACCUUCUAUGGGGCCACUCAGCAGGAGCCCGAGGUGGGGCGAAAGCUGAUGUUUGAGCCCUUGAAGAAGCUGGCCUGCUUGCCGGAGGUGCCACCCGACAGAUGCGCGGUGCUAAAGGACCAGUUCUUGAAAUUAACGGAGUACCACCAGCUCAAAGGGGAAGAAGACUAUGCCAAGCUCAGCCAGAGCAUUAAGACCAGCCUCGCUCAGGAGGAGCUGGUGGAAAGCGGACGCAUCUUUUACCUGUCUGUGCCACCGUUCGCCUAUGCCAAAAUUGCCCGGCACGUUAACAGCAGCUGCAGGCCUCCCUCCGGCGCCUGGUUGCGGGUGGUGCUGGAGAAACCCUUUGGCCACGAUUGGGUGUCUGCGCAACAGCUGGCCGAGGAGCUGGCGAAGGUCUUCCGCGAAGAGGAGAUUUACCGGGUGGAUCACUACCUGGGGAAGCAGGUGGUCGCUCACAUUUUACCUUUCCGGGAUCAAAACCGAGAAAAACUGGACCCUGUCUGGAACCAGCAUCACGUGGAGCGUGUGGAAAUUGUUCUGAAAGAGACGGUGGACGUCAAAAAUCGCACGGAGUUUUACGAACAGUACGGGGUCCUCCGGGACAUGCACCAGAACCACCUCACCGAAAUCCUGAUGUCUCUCGCCAUGGAGCUGCCGGCCAACCUCACCAGCGCGGGAGACGUUCUGCGUAGCAAACUUAGCGCUUUCUCCUCUUUGCGAAGCUUGGACAAAACCAGCGCCGUGAUUGGCCAGUACGAGGCGUACGGCGCCCAAGUGAGGGAGGAGCUUCAGAAAGGGCAGGAGCAUUAUACCAAAACCCCAACGUUUGCAGGGGUGCUGGUCCAUUUGGAUAACCUACGCUGGGAAGGGGUGCCUUUCAUCCUCACCUCCGGCAAAGUCCUUGACGAACGGGUUAGCUACGUCCGGAUCCUCUUCAAAAACCAGGCGCACUGCGUCCAGACGGAAAGCGCCUGGGAGGCCGAGCACAGCCAGUGCAAGCCAAAACAGAUCAUCUUCUACAUCGGGCACGGAGAGCUGAAUACACCCGCCAUCCUAGUCAGCCGUAACCUCUUUAAGCCAGCCAUGCCAGCCGGCGCCUGGAAAGAGUUCCUGGAUCGCCCUCAGCUGCGCCUUUGGGGACAACAACUCUCCGAUUAUCAUGUCUACGUCCCCGCGGUCAAGAGGGAGGCUUACGCCUUCCUGCUCUCCGCGAUCUAUCAUGGAAAAAAGGAAUCCUUCAUCACCACGGAGAAUCUGCUGGCUUCGUGGGCAUUUUGGUCCCCGUUGCUGGAUCAGCUGAGCCGCGAUUCACCCCGCCUGUAUCCCGGCGGUCAGGAAAAUGGGCACCUGCUGGAUUUUGAGGUGGCGGGCCAGGAAGUGGCGUUCCUAGCCAGAGAGACCCUUCAGAUGAUCGACCCUGAGGAGAAACACACAGCAGACCGAUUCCAGACCGUGCUUUCCACAUUUCGAGAGAGCCGGUUGAUUACCGCCUGGGCAGACGACCUCAUUGGCCGCCUGGCGUCCGACAUAGAAACCGCGGCGAUGGCUGCCAUCCGGAGGCGCGGCAAAUUCCAUUUGGCGCUUUCGGGCGGAUCGAGCCCCUUGGCCUUGUUCCGACAACUCGGCAGACACUGCUACAGCUUCCCGUGGAAGCAGACGCAUUUGUGGCUGGUGGACGAGCGCUGCGUCCCGCUGGCCGAUCCGGAAUCGAAUUUCGGCCACCUGCACCAGCACUUACUCCAAUAUAUCCGGAUUCCUUAUUUCAACGUCCAUCCGAUGCCGGUGCAUCUCAACCGGAGGCUUUGCGUGGAGGGGGACCGAGGCCCGGAGCUGUACACCAACGAGAUCGGGGCCUUGGUGGCCAACUCUAGCUUCGACCUGGUUAUCCUGGGAAUGGGCACCGACGGGCACACGGCUUCCCUCUUCCCGGGCUCGGCAAGCCUCAAGGGGGAUAAAGACGUCAUUUUCGCCGAGAGUCCCACGAAACCUCACCAGCGCAUGACGAUCACUUUGCCGCUUAUCAACAAAGCCAGGCAGGUGUCGGUCUUAGUUAUGGGGAAAAGUAAACACGAGACUGUGUCCAUUGUCAGCCGGGCUGGGAACGAACCCCGGAAAUGGCCAAUAUCGGGGGUGAAGCCCCCAAAAGGCCAGGUAUCCUGGUAUAUUGACUAUGAGGCCUUAAUGGGGUGAUCUUUCUGAAGCUGUGGGUCCCCCCCCCCCGCUUCACCUGGCAUUUCUCAACAGUGUGGUGUGAAAAUUGCCUGGGGGAUGAAUUGAGACCAAAAAAAAAAAACCCGCCCCCUUUUUUUUUUUAACUUAAUGGACAACCGCAGGCUAAAGCUGUUUUUCUUCUCAUUAAAUUGUCUAAUAACACCCAGCCAGGUUUUCUCACCACCCAGGAAAUGGCCUAAUUCUCUGUCUUGAGGCAGCAGUGAUCUGGGGAAUCCUUUGUAAGCUUCACUGAAAAAAAUGUGCAAUCCUCCUUAAAGGCUUCCUCCCUUAUUAAUUUAUCUAAUUCUGGUUAAUUGAGCCAUCGGAGAUGGCAUUUACGACCACACCUUGUGGCGCUGAGUUCCGCUAGCUCAGACUGGCCUCUGGAAGCCUUCAGGUGGAAAAUUGGGAGAGGUAGGAAAUAUUUGUCAGUUUUUUUCUACCCUCCCAGUCAAGGAACAACUUUGCUGUGUGCCUCAGUUCUCCCCCCCCCCAACCAGGAGUUUAUAUAUUAAACAACCUACCUCACAGGCCUAUCUGCUGUUUAAUCCCAGGUAAAAAUAUACAUUCUGCAAUGCAAAGACAUCUACUGUCAGAAAUUCAGUUUUGGGAUAUGAUUAGGUGAACUGAGUGGGUGCAAUUAGGCGAACUGAGAUUGCACCUGUACCAAACAAAGGUUUGCCAAUUUUGCUGCUGCCCCUCCAGUUCAAACCAGCAUAAUUCUGCUUUAGAUAGGAGAUUUAUCUUGCAAUCUGGUUUUGAUUUGGUGUCAAAACAGUUGCUCAAACUUGAGUUGGGGCAAAUGGGGGAAAAAAAUAGAGAAAUAUAAUUCUACCACUAGGUGGAGCCAUUUCCUACUUUUCAGAAUUAUUAUUUUCAGGAUAGAAAGUUUUGCAAAAAAAACCAACACUGAGAAACAGCAAACAAUGGGUGGGUGGGGAUGAUGGGGACUGUAAUCCUUCAAGGCUGGAGGGCAGCAACUUACAGAAGGCUAUGCUAGCAUAAAAAGAUGGGACAAACCACGUUUGCUUCUUCUGAAUUUAAGCCGGAGAUGGAUUAUGUUUGAUGGAAUUUCUGCAAUAAUAAGUGCCUUAAAGAGCUAUUUCCUGCUAUGGUAUUUUGAAGCUUGGCCACUUAAGUGUGUGGGCUUCAACUCCCAGAAUUCCCCAGCCAGCCUGAGGAAUUCUGGGAGUUGAGGUCCACCCCACUUCAAGUGGCCACCUUUGAAAAAACUCUUUUGAUUUAAAUAGGUGUUUUCCACUUGUGAUUUUUGAAGACUGCUGAUAUUUUUAUACUAAAUCUUCCUUCGUCCCAAAGGAUCGGUGUUCAGUAUUUAUACGCCCGGAAUGAGUUUUAAAAUUUUGUGAAGAAAAAAGAAAAGAAAAUUGUAAUAAAUCGUUUUGGCUCUUGCA